AUGAGGUCUGGGCCUCUAUGGGCACUACGCAGUGCCAACAUGACAAUCAACGCACAGAUCAACAGACACGCGUGGGCCGGCUGGCUCUUCGUCUACAUAGCGGAGCUCAUCUUCUUCUCGACGUAUCGACUGAGCAACCUCAGUGCUCUCGUUAAGGCCUCAACGACUCCAGACAACGACACGACUCCGAUACGGAUCUAUGGAGUACUAUUGGGUAUCGUGCAGGACUUCGUGGUGAUAAGCUUCUUAAUUCUCGUGCUCUCUUUCUUCGACGCGGCGAUCAAUCACUCGUGUUGCAAUGACACAGCACCGCAUGGAUGCACCGACUGCUUCACACGGGGCAUCCCGUUCUGGUCGCGAACUAAGCUCGUGUUCAAGCGGUUGUUACGGUUUUCAGUGGUUUAUUCUGCGUGUUUGCUGUCUGUCUCGAUUUUUGCGAUGGAUGUCGUGACUGUACGAAGUUACCAUCGCCAAUACGAGUUCAGUUGGAACUCGAAGGAUGAAGAGUUGAUUGGUACGAAGGAACAGGAAGCCAGAACUGCAAUCAAUGUACUCGUUGAAGUGCUGGUAACGCAGGGAAUUAUUGCGGUUGUGACUGCAGGUUGGUUUGAUCUCGCAAGAUGGACACCAUUAGGAUUUGCAACGAGGUGGAAUGGUAUGAACAGUCGAGGUCCAGGACACCCCACGGUGAACACAAGACCUCCUGUCACUUAUCUCGCAAUGGACUCGAACGAUUUCUUCGACUCCGACGAAGAUUUAAACUCGUUUUUCGAUUCCAGCAAUCACCCGAUACGCGGCACCCAGCGACCACAAUCACCGGCAAUCCUGUCGGAGGAUAGACGCGAUCUACCUCCGUCAAACUGCAAGGUUGUUGUGUUUGGCUUCGGGCUCGCAGUCGUAAGUUUCAUCAUCACUCCGUUACUCGUGCUCCUAAUAACGAGCUAUUGCCCCCCUGCCGUAGCGAGCAUAGCGCUCAACUCCAAUCUCAAUGAACCGAUUCGCAGUAUCACGACGCUUUCGUUCGUACCAAGCUGA
Molecule: messenger RNA, 1035 nt
Organism: Phytophthora nicotianae INRA-310
Lineage: Eukaryota; Oomycota; Peronosporomycetes; Peronosporales; Peronosporaceae
Exons: 1
Coding region: 1-1035 (344 amino acids)
Source: RefSeq, a predicted model, not a curated record